UCAGCCUUUUCUCAGUACUGGAUUGGAUUCUGAUGAUAACAAACAGGCUGAAAUAGUUUCAGUUAGUUCUUCCCCAAAUUCUGGACGGACCAGGCCACAAAAACUACUUGCUCGGCCGCAGUUAUUUAUUUACCAAGUAUUCGCAUUCCCUUUCAAUUUUACAACUUGACACUUCUUUCGAAUUUAUCAAAAAAAACAACGUGAAAUGUUGUCCACAUUGUCGUUCGCAUCUCGGCGAAGUUUUGCCACCGUGGCGUCGGCCGUACAUCAACGCACGCUUAAAGAUAUUCCUGGCCCGAGCUCAUUCCCGAUCGUGGGAGCUGUCCCGCAUUAUUUGCCCGUUUUUGGGCGGUACAAACCCCACUUGUUGACACAAUAUUCCAUCAUCAAGUUUCGCGAGUUUGGCCCAAUCUUCAAGGAAACCAUGUGGGGCACGACGCUCGUCUAUCUGAUCGACCCUGACGAUAUUCAGACCGUUCUGGGACGAAAUCCGGGCAGCGGGGGGAACGCCGUGUGGCCGAAACGAGUCACCCACAAGGUUUUGGAACACGUUCGGACGCACGAGUUGAAGAGUACGCAUUUCAAUGGGGGAAUUUUUAUGACGAAUGGAUCCGACUGGGUUGAAAUUCGCCAUCGUCACCAGAAAGCCAUGGCUAUCGAAGAAAUUGGAAUAUUCAUCGAGAAAUGUGAUCAAUCUGCGUGCGAUCUAGUUUCCUCUGUCAAUUCUCCAUCGAUGAAGGUUCACGUGGAGUCAGAUUUUCUCAACGUUUUGUUCGCAUUUGCCACGGAUUACAACGGGAUGUCACUCUUCGGAGAAAAGUGGAACGCCAUAGAUGAAUAUUUGGACUCGAACUCAAUGACUCAGAAAUUAAUUUGGACAUCGACCGAACUCAAUCACGCCACCGGUCCGACGGAUCACGGGUCUCAGACGUGGCGUUUAUUUUCCACUCCGUUAUACAAGACUAUUCUCAAGGGGGCGCAGAUACUGGAUGACGUCGUCACGGAACGUCUCGAUCGCCGCUUGGUGAACGGAGAGCUGGUCGCUGAGGAGGGGAAUAACUCCAUGUUGGACACCUGGAUUCGCGAUGGCCAUAAGGAUUACCGCAAAAUGGUAACUUUCCUAUCCGACAUGGUACUCGCGUCGAUUGAUACGGUCGCUUAUUCCUUAAGCUACAUCCUCUACCAUAUCAGUACGAAUCCCCGCGUACAAGAAAAACUCUUCGAGGAGCUGUACGGUUUGAACAAGGACGGUUUAGGCGCACCCAUCACGUCCGACAUGUUGAGGGGGGCCCGCUACAUGAAAAAGUGCAUCAAGGAGGCGCUGCGCAUCAAUCCGUUGGCCGUCGGGGUGGGACGCGUCCUCACAGAGGACACCAUUCUCAGUGGAUAUCACGUUCCGGAAGGCACGAAUAUCGUCAUUCUGAACGCGGUGACGAGCCGCCUGCCAGAAUACGUCGAGCAGCCGGAAGCCUUCAUCCCCGAGCGGUACGAUCAUGAUGGCAAAUUUAAGAAAAUCCAUCCCUUCGUCAGUCUUCCGUUCAGUUUUGGACCGAGAUCCUGCGUUGGCCGACGACUUGCGGAACAGGCCAUGAACAUUUUCGUAUUCCGGCUUUUUCGCAACUACCGUCUCGAAUGGCUCGGAGCUGAUAAGUUGGACGCUAUCACAACCCUGAUCAACAAGCCAGAUGCUCCUCUUCUCUUCAAAUUCACGCCGAGAGAAUCGCUUCAUUAAACUUAUUUGAUAACUUACUUAUUUAAUAAUUUUUUAGAGUCAGGAAGGAAAUCUGGGGACGAAUUAGAACAGAUUUUUGGCAAAAUUAUAAAUUUCCUUAAAUAAAAAGUUUGUCUAAAAUCUGCUAAAUUA
Messenger RNA from Folsomia candida, 1864 nucleotides. RefSeq names its product cytochrome P450 302a1, mitochondrial. Gene Ontology annotation, molecular function: iron ion binding; oxidoreductase activity, acting on paired donors, with incorporation or reduction of molecular oxygen; heme binding. The transcript has 8 exons. The record is from RefSeq and is a predicted model, not a curated record. Lineage: Eukaryota; Metazoa; Arthropoda; Collembola; Entomobryomorpha; Isotomidae. Bases 206 to 1732 code for a protein of 508 amino acids.